AUGGUGACGAUAUCGGUGCUUCCAUCGUGGCAACACCAACGACGAAAGAGCUCGCCCUCGAGGAAAAGAGAGUGUGGUCGGAAUCGUCGUCGCUCUUUGAACAAAGCGACGACGACGUUUGGGAAGAUGCUGUUUUUGCGUGUAUUUAACGAUGAUGAUGACGACGAGAAGAAGAGAAAGCAACAAAAAGUGAUGAUGAAACUGCACCAAACGCGAGGGGAGAAGCGCGGCGUUUUUGUAUCAUCACAUCGAGGAGGAGUUUUAGGAGGAGUUUUAGGAGGAAAAAAGAGUAAGAGAAAGAAAGCGGCGGAGAUGACCGAGCGGACGAUGACGAGCUAUUACGACCGGUCCUCGCGAGGCGGGUUUCGGCCGGAAGAUUUUUCGUCGGUGGACGAGGACGACGAAGAAGAAGAAGACAAAGAAAAGCAGAGACGACGACGACGAAGACGACGACAGUCGGGCGAGAGCGCUUCGACGACCUCGUCUUCAACUUCGUCGUCGUCGUCGUCUGCGUUUACGAACUUUUCCAUGAAGAUGAUACUGGACGGCGAGGAGACGAAAGAGAUAUUCACGUUGGCGGUUCCCGCGCUGGGCGCGUUGUUAGCGGAUCCGCUGAUGUCUUUGAUCGACACGAUGUUUGUCGGGAGAAUCGGCGUGAACGAGUUAACCGCGCUCGGACCGAAUGCGGCUAUAUUCCAAGUCAUUUUUCAACUGUUUUCGUUUCUUUCCAUCACGACGACUGGGAUGGUCGCGAGACACUACGUGAAAUUCAACGAAGGGUGCGAAAUCGCAGAGUAUAAAAUUAGGAGGAGCGUGUCGAUAUCGCUGUUUUUCUCCGUCGCGUUUGGCAUGGUCUCUUUGAUCGCGUUGAAUUGUUUCGCGAGCGAUAUUUUACGUCUAGUUGGAACGCCGGAAAGUUUGCUCGCGACGGCGGCGCCGUAUUUGCGAAUACGUGCUUUCGCGACGCCGUUCGUGUUGGCCUCCUAUUGCGCGCAAGGCGCGUUUAUUGGGAAAUUAGACAGCAAAACGCCGUUGAGAAUCUUCGCUUUCGCCGCGGUGCUCAACGUCUUCGGCGAUUUCUUGCUCGUUCCUUCGUACGGCUUACGAGGUGCCGCGUUCGCGACGUUGUUCGCGCAGUGCGCUUCCGCAGUUCUGUUCUCCUCGCAACUCUUUGGGCAAAAGAUGUUACCGAAAAUAGGAAGUCCCGAGUGGAAGUCUCCGCCGACUGCGACGGAAAUCCAACGCAUCACCAAAGUCAGCUCGGCGCUCUUCUUUUCCUCAAUCUGCCGCAUGGGCGUGUACACGAUGAUGACCACGACCGCUCUGCACCUAGGGAAUGCCGUCAUGGCCGCGCACCAAAUAGCCUUGAACGUCUUUUGGUCGCUCACCUACUUCGUGGACCCGCUCUUCGUGGCCUCGACCUCCUUCAUCGCCAGAGACUUUGAACGCGACGCGGAGAAAGCGAAAACCAUCGCCAAAAAACUCCUCCUUCUUUCCUUCGCCGUCGGCGUCUUCAUCUCCAUCGUCGCCUUCUUGGUCUCCGCGUUUGCCUCUGGAGCGUUCACCACGGACUUUUACGUCCAAUCCUUGGUCCGAUCGGUCUCUGUUUACAUGCUCGUCUCCCAGUGCGUCUCGGCGGUGGUCUUUGUCAGCGAAGGCAUCCUCAUUGGCGCAGGCGACGCGCGAUAUUUACUCCGCGCGCACUUGCUCAACUUCCUCGCCCUCGCCGUCGUUUUACGAGGCGUUGGUCACUUCUCCUUGGGUUUACGAGGCAUAUGGUUCGCCGUCCUCACGAACCAAAUAUUUCGGUUGAUGCAACACGCCAACCGAACGAUGGUCGAUAAAAACGGGCCGGACAUUUUUUUACUCAACGGAAACGGAAAAGACUGCGGUGUUGGCGACGCCGCCGACCCCGACGACGAGGAUGAUUCCGCAGAGGUGGACGUUCGAGCGACACCAACACCAACAACAUAG
Molecule: messenger RNA, 1974 nt
Organism: Bathycoccus prasinos
Lineage: Eukaryota; Viridiplantae; Chlorophyta; Mamiellophyceae; Mamiellales; Bathycoccaceae
Product: MATE efflux family protein
Exons: 1
Coding region: 1-1974 (657 amino acids)
Biological process (GO): transmembrane transport
Cellular component (GO): membrane
Molecular function (GO): xenobiotic transmembrane transporter activity; antiporter activity
Source: RefSeq, a predicted model, not a curated record